AUGCAACGUGCGGAAAGCUGGAUUGUGGAGGAGAGCGAGGUCGACGUUGAGGGAAAGGUCCUAACUUGCCGAACAAGGAAUUUGGACCAUGUAAAAGUCAUGGAGGUGAUUGAGACGACCACUCUUAAAGAAGAUACAGAUGGAGCCACAAUACAUAAGACGGAAGCACGUUUUAGGUCUGGUCUAGGCUGGGGUUUGAAGAGAAGGAUUGAAGAAUAUAGCGCCAGCAAGUUUAAGGCAAACAUCGAAAAGUCUCGAAUGGGUCUUGCAUUAGUGGUGCGACUACUACGCGAGGCCAGGCUACAGUCUUUGCCACCACCAUUUGGAAACCGUAUGACACAAGAUGGAAAUCAAUGGAGCUAUAGCGAUAUACACGCCGCUGCUGUUUCAUCUACUUCAUCUCAAUCAUUACUUUCCAUCACCCACCCCUCCACCCGCUCGCCUGGUACAUCCACCUCUCAAGUCGCUCAUGAGAGUGAAGGCCCUGAAGAUCAGGAAUAUCUUCAACUCUUGGAGAUGGACAGCCCAUUGGAGAAAGACAAAAAUUCAGUUCCAGUUCCUGCCUCUUCGCACGACGACACGCCUACUACGACACCCACAACGACGUCUUUGCGUAUCCCAUUUUUCGUAUCUCUAGCAAGCCUGGUCUGCCUAGUAGGACUAUAUAUUGCAAGAAUGACCGGUCCAUCAGCCCCUCCUACCCCUGAAUCGAACGAUAUUGUAACGCAACUUGGAGAAGAUGUGGACACCAUUGGCAACUUUCGACUGACCCAGAAAAUCAAACUCAACUAUACCGAUGUCACUAUUACCAAGUGGCAAAGUCAACAAACAGGAUUAAGAGUCGUCCAUGUCGACUAUGAAGGCCCAAUCAUUAACGGGUACUUUGCUGUAGCAACCGAAAUCACUGACGACAGCGGUUGCCCGCAUACACUCGAACAUCUCAUCUUCCAUGGCUCGGAUCAAUACCCAUAUUCGGACGCCCUUCCUCGCAUCGUCUCUCGAUCAUUUUCUUCUACGCCAAAUGCUUGGACCGCUACUGAUAAUACCGUUUACACACUCUCGACGGCGGGUGAAGCUAGUUUCUUGCAACUGCUGCCAGUAUUCGUCGAUCACAUCUUGUAUCCACAAUUGACAGAGAGUACAUUUACCACGGAGGUGCAUCAUAUUGAUAAAGAGGGUAAGGAUGCUGGAGUAGUGUAUAGCGAGAUGCAGGGCAGACAGAACACUGCACCAGAUCUGAUGGAUCUAGCAUACCGACGAAAGCUCUACCCCGAAGGAAAUGGCUAUCGAAGCGAGACUGGUGGAAUGAUGGAAGCACUUCGAAAACUUUCCUUGGCAGAAAUUCAAGCAUACCAUUCCAAAUACUAUGCACCACAUAACCUGUGUCUC
Messenger RNA from Acaulospora colombiana, 1389 nucleotides. Lineage: Eukaryota; Fungi; Glomeromycota; Glomeromycetes; Diversisporales; Acaulosporaceae. The record is from the annotation of a GenBank genome assembly.